Messenger RNA from Saccostrea cuccullata (small rock oyster), 3293 nucleotides. RefSeq lists its product as uncharacterized. NCBI's taxonomy places the organism in Eukaryota, Metazoa, Mollusca, Bivalvia, Ostreida, Ostreidae. The record is from RefSeq and is a predicted model, not a curated record. The coding region runs from base 349 to 2916 and encodes 855 amino acids. The transcript has 10 exons.
UUGGCGAAAUAAAACCAACAAAAAAACCGCAAAUCGAAAUCGAUGCAAGUUUAACGGAGUUAUUUGGGGAAAACCCAAAUUCACACCUGAGCGACUUUGUGAAUCGCGCGGUUUUGGUCCUUGGCACCCACAAUGCACUAGUGUGACGUCACUACAUGGACCGACCAUUUUGAAAACAAAGGAGAGAGUGAAUUUUCGAGGACGUUUUUAGAGCUUUAUUUAUAUUUCUAGUGACUUUUGUGAACUUUUGUUGUACAGCGAUCGUAGUAUGUAGUGUUUAGUUUGUUUAAAAUUAGUUUUUAGAAUUUUUUCCAUUUGAUUUUUGUGAAAUUUUUGUGUGAACUGAGGAUGUCGGAGACCCCCGUCCCCAGAGCAGAUUCCAGAGGAAGACGAUGUGUCGCGGGCGGCUGCAGCAACACAAAGAUGGAGGGAAUUAGCCUACAUUACUUUCCCUUUGACAGACCUGCCGUUUUGCGAAGAUGGAUACAGUUUGUACAACAGUACAGACGAGAUUGGAAGGGUCCCUCGAAGACGUCCACGUUGUGCUCCGUCCACUUCACUGAGGAUGCGUACCCUGCCAAGUACAAGAUUAUGGAGUCGGUGGGAGUGACAGUGCCCAGAAAGGACCUCAAUAAGGAUGCCAUUCCUACACUGCAGACGAAAGUGGGCCCUUCCACCACACCGGCAUUGGCACUUGGGAAACGGAAAGCCCAUCCUACGACACCUCUUACUAGCACCCCGAAGAAGCCUAGGAGGGCUUAUCUCAGAAGGGAAUCCAAAAGAAUAGUAUUAGAGUUUGAGCAGGCAAGGAGAGAGUCCAAGUCCGACACCCUAACUGAAGCUGGCCGUGACGGAUGUAAUCCCCAGGGGGUUGAAGGCACACAGACAGAGCAGCAGAGGUCUGACGAUACACGGCAGCAGGGGUCGGGUGAUGCACCAGAGCAGCAGAGGUCUGACGAUAUACCAAAGCAGCCGGGGUCUGACAAUACACCAGAGCAGCAGAGGUCUGACGAUAUACCAAAGCAGCCGGGGUCUGACAAUACACCAGAGCAGCAGAGAUCCAUUAACACACCAACCAUUGAAUUAGAUGAAGAGAGAUGUACCAAUGUCGUAGAGAUGGUUGCAAAAGAGACAAGGACUGUAGGGUGCCAACGUUCCUUGACUAAGCCAAUGAGAAAGUCCCACUACACCCAAACCAAAUGGAAGACCAGCGACAAAGUGGUGCAGGCAGGUAAUCCUGUGAAGACCAGGGAUGUUGGAAUUGCCUGUGAACUUCUGCCAGCUCCUCCCCUAAGACGACUGGGAGAACCAGAGACACCUGUACUACGUGAAGAGUGUGCAGACACAACGUUCUCUUCUAUUGGUACAGAUGACGGUUCAGAUGAGGAGGACGAAUCAGUUCACGACGACUCAUUCAGUAGCAUUGACUCAGAAGAUCUGCUGGAAGCCGACAGAGGGGAUAGGAGAGGAAUGAAGUUUAUAGUGUACCAUAGUCAACUCAUGGAUCUCUUUGCAACAUGCCCAAGAUGUGCCAGCCCAUCCUUGGCAGACAUCGUUCACUCAAAGGGAACCUUCAUUUCUGUUCGUCAAGAGUGUGGAUGCUGUCGUUUCAGCAGAAUUUGGUCAAGCCAGCCCCUUAUUGGUGCCAUCCCAGCUGGGAAUUUUGAACUGUCAUGUGCCAUUUUGUUUUCUGGGUCCUUGCCGACAAAGUCCAUUCGGAUGUUGCAAUUUAUGGACAUUGCUACAAUCUCAGUGAGGACCUUCAUGAAUCACCAACAGCAUUACUUACAUCCCACCAUUCUUAGUGUUUGGAAGAACCACCAGAACCAGUAUGUACAGCAGAUUCAGGACUCUGGUCAGCCAGUUCGUUUGGGCGGAGAUGGGAGGGCCGACACUCCAGGUCACUGUGCCAAGUUUGGCAGCUACACGGCCAUGGAUUUGGACAAAAACAUCGUCAUUGAUGUCCAACUUGUACAGAGCAAUGAGGUCGGGGGAAGCUGUCGUAUGGAGAAGGAAGGGCUGAUAAGAGUUGUCCAAUUCCUACAACAGAACAACAUUGAAGUCUGCCAGCUCAUAACAGACCGACAUCUUCAGGUGGCGAAAUGGGUUCGGGAGAAUAUGCCAGACACUACACACUAUGUGGAUGUUUGGCAUGUUGCAAAAGGUCUGAAGAAGAAGCUGACAGCCCUCGGCAAGGAAAAAGACUGUGAGAGGUUGAUGGAGUGGAUCAAGAGCAUUGUCAACCACCUGUACUGGGUCCCCACUUCCACACCAGAAGGCAGCAAUGAAUUGAGGUGGGAGAAAUGGGUCAGCGUCUUCAACCACAUCCAGAACAUCCACGAGGGACAUGGUGAUCUCUUUGAGAGAUGCGAACAUGCAGAAUUAGACGAAGCUGCACGACGGAAAAGAUGGCUGAGACCUGGUACCAAAGUAGUGGAGAAGCUGGAAGCCAUCAUCACCUCAAGGCAGAUGAAGAAAGAUAUUCCAAUGCUUUCACCUGAUGUUCAGACAUCCAGUCUAGAGGCCUACCAUUCGGUGAUUAACCAUUAUGCCCCAAAGAUGAACAAGUUUUCCUAUCAUGGGAUGCAGAGUCGAUUGCUCAUUGCUGCAAUGCAUUUCAAUGAAAAUGGACAGAAUCUGCAGGCUACUACAAAGGAUGGUAAACCCAGGUACAGCAUCACUUUCCCAAAACAAAAGAAGGGCGACUACACAGUGAAGAAAAUCAAAACAAAUAACACAUAUGGAUACGUUGAGUCACUCAUGGUUGAGGCUACUUCCCGAGUCAGGGACACUCCAAUGCCACGCUGUGAGCCUGACGAAAUGCCAGAUGAUCCACCUCCACUGUGUGCGGAUUUCCUUCAUCCGGAGAAAGAUGAGGCCAUCGAUCAUCACGUCACUCGCUUCCGGCGCAACUAAACCCGGUAUAGUGUCCAUCUUCCUCAGGAUAAGUGGUGCGGAUCUUAUGGACUGCACAAGCUGGGAGAGGUACCCUCACUUCCUUUCCAAGCCAUCCCCAGCACCAUCGAACCAGCUGCCGAUAUCCGAUAUAUCUCAUGCGCCUACAACAUAAAGAUAAUUUGUACUUGUUAUGAAUACUUGUUACUGUUUUUAUAUAUUAAUAAAUAUUUACAUAGAUAUUUUGUUGUUAGCUCUCUCUGUGUUGUAUACGUACACUGAUUUUGUUAAAGAAAAUUGUUUGUUUUGUUUUCUAUUCUAUAUUUUAAAAUAUACAUUUUUUUUUUAUUGUUAUCCUGUAUUCUUGCAUAUUUGAUGAGUUAUUAUUUUUUGUUAGC